Messenger RNA from Oncorhynchus tshawytscha (Chinook salmon), 546 nucleotides. Its product is annotated as cholinesterase-like. The record is from RefSeq and is a predicted model, not a curated record. The coding region runs from base 31 to 546 and encodes 171 amino acids. The transcript has 4 exons. NCBI's taxonomy places the organism in Eukaryota, Metazoa, Chordata, Actinopteri, Salmoniformes, Salmonidae.
CACGACGCCACGUACCCGAGGAACGCGUGUAUGCAAGGCUGCAGUGGCCCCAUAUCUGACAAGUGCCCUCAGAAGGUGAGUGAGAACUGCCUCUACCUCAACAUAUUUGUACCUCUGGAUGUGAACUUCAGUUCCCCUUUACUGACAACCCUGCCAGUGAUGGUGUGGAUCCACGGGGGAGAUUUCAUUGCUGGCUCAGCCUCCAAGCCCCUGUACGAUGGGAGGUUCAUCAGUAACUUCACUCGCACUGUGGUGGUGAGCAUGGCGUAUCGGCUAGGGGCGUUUGGUUUCCUCGUCUCGGGAAAAGACCCCAAAACCUCAGCAACCGGGAAUUAUGGGAUCCUGGAUCAGCAGGUUGCUCUUCUCUGGGUUCAACAAAACAUCGCUCUGUUCGGAGGCGACCCCAGCAAGGUGACCAUGUUUGGGGAGAGUGCAGGAGCCCAGUCAGUGAGCCUCCAUCUGAUGGUCCAGAGCAGUAAGCCCCUGUUCAAACAGGCUGUGUUCCAGAGCCUACCCUUCUCCAUCCUCUCAAGACCAGGUCGGUGA